AAGUAACAAAUUAUUACAGGGCAAUACAAAAGACUAGUGCCAUAGAUCACUUUACUUAAUUAGGGCUGUAGGGCCAGUAAAAACCGCAUAAGGCGCAGGUGCACAUAGGCGGACUUUGAACCCUGCUGCAACAUAUGGAAAUCAUAAAGAUCUUCAAACCAGUAAAACUGCUCUGCUGACGCGAAGAUCAAGUUCCUCCGUGGCAGAAAUUGGUGAUAUCAGUGCACUUUUGUUAUCCGCAGAAUCUUUGGGGGAAAUCAGCACUUUGUGACGUAAUGUUGCCUCUCUCCUUAUCGCUGUAGAAGCAACCCUACUAGUUCCCAAAUCGAGCAGCUGCCGGUGUGAAGGUGAAGGAGAAGCAACCUGUAGCCAUGACCACCACGGAGAACGUGUCCACGGAGCGCAAGGCGAAUCCAGUGAAGUCCUUCCUGACCGGCGGAUUCGGUGGUAUCUGCAAUGUGCUCUCUGGCCAUCCACUGGACACCAUCAAGGUGCGCCUGCAAACUAUGCCGCGUCCGGCGCCGGGGGAGCAGCCCUUGUACAGUGGAACCUUUGACUGUGCGGCCAAGACCAUCAAGAAUGAGGGCGUCCGCGGUCUGUACAAAGGUAUGUCCGCACCGUUGACGGGCGUUGCUCCCAUCUUCGCCAUGUGCUUCGCCGGCUACGCGCUGGGCAAGCGGCUGCAGCAGCGCGGCGAGGACGCCAAGCUAACCUACUCGCAAAUCUUCGUGGCCGGCUCCUUCUCCGGCCUGUUCUCCACCCUGAUCAUGGCGCCCGGCGAGCGCAUCAAGGUGCUUCUGCAGACGCAGCAGGGCCAGGGAGGCCAGCGCAAGUACACUGGCAUGAUCGACUGCGCCGGCAAGCUCUACAAGGAGGGUGGACUACGCAGCGUCUUCAAGGGCAGCUGCGCCACAAUGCUCAGGGAUUUGCCCGCCAACGGGCUGUACUUCCUGGUAUACGAAGCUCUGCAGGAUGUGGCCAAGGCGAAGUCUGAGACUGGCCAAAUUAGCACUGCCUCAACGAUUUUCGCCGGUGGAGUGGCCGGCAUGGCCUACUGGAUUCUGGGAAUGCCAGCCGACGUGUUGAAGAGCCGCCUACAAUCGGCUCCCGAAGGCACUUACAAGCACGGUAUCCGCAGUGUCUUCAAGGAUCUGAUUGUCAAGGAUGGACCGCUGGCCCUGUACCGCGGCGUGACGCCCAUUAUGCUCCGUGCCUUCCCCGCCAAUGCUGCCUGUUUCUUUGGCAUUGAGCUGGCUAACAAAUUCUUUAACAUUGUGGCGCCAAAUUUCUAGUUAGUGUAAUAAAGCUAGUGCCUCGCUAACGUGUUUUUAUAUCUUGAACGAAAA
This is a messenger RNA of Drosophila teissieri, 1346 nucleotides long. RefSeq names its product congested-like trachea protein (gene colt). Gene Ontology annotation, cellular component: mitochondrial envelope. NCBI's taxonomy places the organism in Eukaryota, Metazoa, Arthropoda, Insecta, Diptera, Drosophilidae. Bases 372 to 1292 code for a protein of 306 amino acids. Gene Ontology annotation, molecular function: O-acyl-L-carnitine transmembrane transporter activity. The record is from RefSeq and is a predicted model, not a curated record. Gene Ontology annotation, biological process: carnitine transmembrane transport; mitochondrial transport. The transcript is spliced from 2 exons.